CUUCCACGGCAGACAUGACAGUGUUGAAAUCAAGCGUCAGCGCCAACACUGCCCAGCCUCGUCAUUAUUAAACUAGUCAAGUCGUCGAAUGGCGGCCCAAGAAGAGGUUUUUUAAAAAAAAAGCUUUCCAGUCAUCUCAAUACGACGAGUUUAAAAGCAGCAAGUAUGGUCAUGUUGUUUCGUUUUAGCCUGUGUGGCUGCUAGCCGUUAGCUUCCUCCAUUUUUCAUAGUGUGGUUGUUUUUAUUGGUGUUUACUUUCAUCCCUGCAUGUGCUGCUAGGCUAUAGUAGUGUGGCGCACACAAAAACAUUGAGGAAAGCAGGUUGAUGGAAAGAAGGAGUGUAGAGCUAAAGUUGCUUCAGAUGGAGUGAACUCUUGGCACCUUAAAGGAUGAGUCACAGAUGGUGCCUGAGUACUUUCCAGCGCUCACUCCAUGUGCAACAUCCUCAGUGCGUCUUCCUCAGCCGGUUGUACAUCUUCUGCUCUCGGGGGGCUCCGACUCGAAAAGCAUGGCGCCGCAGGACUUACCAGCUUAGACAAAAGCUGGGGAUCCACACCGGUGGCUUGUGUUUGAACAGCUCGACACCUCGCUGGUCUGCGGGCCUGAGCCAGCACAUGUCACGAGUGAGGAACACGCUGGACACGGUUUCUAAAGCCGUGACGCCCACAGACCUUCUCUCCAAGAUCACCAGACUCAAAGCCCAGAAGCCUGGGACAAAUGUGGGGCCGGCUGCGGAAAAAGGGACCGCUGCUGCUUCCAAGUCAACAUCUGUAACUGCACUAGAAGCUGCUGCCACUACCUCCUCCUCGCAGCCUCACAACGCCACACAAGCCACCGACGCUGUUGCCACCGUACCCGCGCAGGAGAGUAAGGAGAUUAAGCUGAGGCGUGUCACACCUGAGGAGCCUCAACAAUCCUCCAACGGGAAACAAACCCAAGCACUUUUCCACCCUAGCAGCUUGUCAGUCAACCUGGAUCAAACCUACAACUACGUAGCCCAUCACAUCAAUUCCUACUUCGACAGCAGUACCAAAACUCAGCAGAAAGACCACGUGGAAAAGCCUCCACAAUCAAGUGACCUAAUGUGUAAUACACCGCCCCUUCCCGCCAAGAAAGGCUUUGGCCACUACCUGGCCUACUCCACUCCCACCGUGCAAGCUUUUGUCGGGAGCUACAUCACCCCCUUGGUGCCAAAGUUCAGGACGGGGGAGUCCAAAAGUGCUACGGAUGAUGCCGUUAAGCUUGAGGAUGCGCCGGGGAAGCAGGCGGAGGUCAGCAUCAUUAAAGAGCAGAAGGUGGAAGAUGAGAAGGCCAAGAAACUUCUUCUUCAAAGGGAAAAGAUCAUUGCCAGGGUGAGCGUGGACAAUCGAACCCGUGCUCUGGUCCAAGCCCUCCACAGGGCCACAGAUGUGAGGGUUUACAUCAGCAGAGUGGAGGACCUCAGCUACCAUCUCCUGGAGUUCCCUGAGACUUGUGGGGUUGCUGUCAAGGAGAAAGUCAUCCCCUGCUUAUUGCGUCUACAACAAGCAAAAGACCCUGGUCUGAGGGAAGCAGUUCGAGAAGCUCUUACUCUGGUGGGCUACCAUAAAGCAGUUAAAGGCCGAGGCAUACGCAUCCUGUCCAUAGACGGAGGAGGUUUAAGGGGACUUCUUGCCCUUCAGACUUUGCACAAAUUGGAAGCCCUGACCGGCAAACCCAUUUACAAACUGUUUGAUUAUAUUUGUGGCGUCAGCACAGGUGCUAUCCUCGGCUUCAUGCUGGGCGUGUUCCAGCUGCCGACCAGCGAGUGCGACGACCUUUACCGCAAACUGGGCUCAGACGUCUUCAAGCAGAAUGUGAUCGUUGGCACGGUGAAGAUGGGGUGGAGCCACGCUUUCUACAACAGCGAAGCCUGGGAGAGCAUCCUCAGAGAAAAAAUGGGCUCACACAUUCUUGUGGAAACUUCCAGAAACCCGGAAUGUCCUAAAGUGGCAGCAGUGAGCACCAUCGUGAACAGGGGCACGCCACUCAAGGCCUACGUGUUCAGGAACUACAACCUGCUGCCAGGGGUGCGCUCCCACUACCUGGGGGGCAGCCAGCACCAGCUCUGGCAGGCUAUCCGCGCCACAUCCGCGGCCCCCGGCUAUUUCCAGGAAUUCCUCUUGGGGAGUGACCUUCAUCAGGACGGAGGUCUGCUCAUUAACAACCCCACAGCGCUGGCCAUCCACGAGUGCAAGUGUCUGUGGCCCAACACGCCCUUGGAGUGCGUGGUGUCGCUGGGCACGGGCCGCUUAGAAACCACGGCAAGGAACAGCGCCACCUACACCAGUCUCAAAACCAAGAUCACCAAUGUCAUCAGCAGCGCCACUGACACUGAAGAGGUCCACGCCAUGCUGGACGGCUUCUUGCCCGCCGACACCUACUUCCGCUUCAACCCCUUCGUGAGCGAAGACAUCUCCAUCGACGACAACCGGCGGGAGAAGCUGAGCCAGCUGCAGGCCGAGGGUGUGCGCUACCUGGAGAGGAACGAGGAGAAGCUGAAGAAGGCGGCUGGCAUCCUCACCCGGGAGAAGGAUGCGGGGCGGAGGUUAGCGGACUGGCUCAAGACCAGGACUGACAUGUACAAGCUCUAGACCACCUUGGAGACUUUUUAUUUGUUUUGCUAUGAAGAACCUAAACGUGAUAAAACAGGUAAUGAAAACUUGAAAAAGAUUUGGCAGCAGAUUCCUAAACACAGGAAAUAGAUGAUCUUUGACUUGUAGUAGGUCUUUAAAAAGAGCAAAGUGCUCCUGUAGUUUAACCACUGUAGAUUUUACAGUUAAUACCUUUUUUUUUUCAUUUACAGUAAUGCACUGUAAAAACAACAACCGUAAAUUUUACGGUAAAAAAAACAACAACACAGAAUGUCAGUAAAAAAAAGUCCUUCAAAACAGGAAGUGCUUCAGUUGUAAACACGACUUUAGAUUUCACCAUUUUUUACAUUCCCAGUAACACUAAGGGUGUAACGGUACACAACAAUUUCGGUUGGGUACGUACCUCGGUUUAGAGGUCACGGUUCGCUUCAUUUUCGGUACAGUAAGAAAACAACAAAAUAUACAUUUUUUGGUUAUUUAUUUACCAAAUUUGUAAACAAUGGCUUUAUCCUUUUAACAUUGGGAACACUGUAAUAAUUCUGCCCACGUUAAUCAACAUUAAACUGCCUCAAGUUGUUGCUCAGAUUAAAUAAAAUGACAAAACUUUUCUUCUACAUAUAAAAAGUACAACAUUAAACAGUUUCAAGUCAACUCAUCAUGCUUAAUUUAUUACAGCAUUUGGGAAGCCUGUAGUUGAUUUUUAUUAUGUAAAUGUUAUAUUUUUAUCAACAUGUGAUAGCAGGGACCCUGCCAUUCAAAACUAGGCUGCUGCAUUACUAAUGAUUCAUGGAACUAUAGCUGAAAAAAUAGUACAAUAGCAAUAGGAGAGACUAUUCAUCCCUGAACACCAUGGAGUUCAUGUAGGCUUAAUGAUGCACUUACAUUAUUAUAUCAACUAUCAGAGACAGAAACUCUUCUAAAGUGAAAUAACAGACAGACAGGGCUUUGCUGUCCGUAACACACACGCACACACCGCAAAAUGAGCUAAUGUUACGCUAAAAGCGAAUUAGCCUUCACCUCAAGCCAGUACUGCGAGCAAGCUGAGCUGCCUUUUAUAUUUCUAGAAGGUCAACGGGCUCAUAGUGAUGUUACUAGUAGCUGACUGGGAGGUGUUUAUUAUCAUUUGGGGAGAGUCCGCUGCCUGAUGAUUACCUGCUAAACGCUAAGCACUGACUACAUGCGCUCUGAAUACGCACUGCUGAUUGGCUGUUACCGCUCUGUGUGUAACCAAUCAGCUGGUUGUGUGGGUGUGACAAUGCUGGGUGCUGUGUAGAGGACUGACAGAGACAGGCAGAAGGAAGCGGAGGCGGCUACUUAAUAUGUUCGUGUGGAAACUCAUUCGGCACACCUCCGAACUGAAACCCCCGUACCGAAACGGUUCAAUACAAAUACACGUACCGUUACACCCCUAGUGUUCAGUCAGUCACUCGACAUUUCACCAUUUAACGUUCAGUUUUGACAGUAAAAAUAAGAGUGGGACUGUUUCUCUAUUGAUUUGGUGUGAAAACACAUUUUUAAAUUGCUUUAUUGUUUACACUGUGCACAAGGCUGUUCCACUCCCCAAAAUUCACAAGUCGUACAAAAUAAAUCAAUCGAUGUUUAUUUAUAUAGCCCUAAAUCACAAGUGUCUCAAAGGGCUGCACAAGCCACAACCACAUCCUCGGUUCAGAGCCCACAUAAGGGCAAGGAAAAACUCACAACCCCAAUGGGACGUCGAUGUGAAUGACUAUGAGGAACCUUGGAGAGGACCGCAUAUGUGGGUGACCCCCCCCCUAUAGGGGAGACCGAAAGCAAUGGAUGUCGAGUGGGUCUGACAUAAUAUUGUGAGAGUCCAGUCCAUAGUGGAUCUAACAUAAUAGUGAGAGUCCAGUCCAUAGUGGAUCUAACAUAAUAGUGUGAGAGUCCAGUCCAUAGUGGAUCUAACAUAAUAGUGAGAGUCCAGUCCAUAGUGGAUCUAACAUAAUAGUGUGAGAGUCCAGUCCAUAGUGGAUCUAACAUAAUAGUGAGAGUCCAGUCCAUAGUGGAUCUAACAUAAUAGUGUGAGAGUCCAGUCCAUAGUGGAUCUAACAUAAUAGUGAGAGUCCAGUCCAUAGUGGGGCCAGCAGGAGACCAUCUCGAGCGGAGACGGGUCAGCAGCAAUGCACAGACGAGUGGACAGCCAGCACUUCAUCCAUGGCCACCGGACCUGUGCCCCCCCCCCCCCCUUCCACAAGGGAGAGGGGGGCAGAGCAGAAAAGAAACGGCAGAUCAACUGGUCUAAAAGGGGGGUCUAUUUAAAGGCUAGAGUAUACAAAUGAGUUUUAAGAUGGGACUUAAAUGCUUCUACUGAGGUAGCAUCUCUAACUGUUACCGGGAGGGCAUUCCAGAGUACUGGAACCCAAAAAAAGUCUGCGGGCUAUAGAGCGUUUGCUAUAGCCCGCAGACUUUUUUUGGGCUCUGGGAAUCACUAAUAAGCUGGAGUUCUUUGAACGCAGAUUUCUUGCUGGGACAUAUGGUACAAUACAAUCUGCAAGAUAGGAUGGAGCUAGACCGUGUAGUAUUUUAUACCUAAGUAGUAAAACCUUAAAGUCACAUCUUAAGUGCACAGGAAGCCAGUGCAGGUGAGCCAGUAUAGGUAUAUAUAUAUAUAUAUAUAUAUAUAUAUAUAUA
This is a messenger RNA of Entelurus aequoreus (snake pipefish), 5261 nucleotides long. Its product is annotated as calcium-independent phospholipase A2-gamma-like. Bases 390 to 2612 code for a protein of 740 amino acids. Gene Ontology annotation, cellular component: membrane. The record is from RefSeq and is a predicted model, not a curated record. Lineage: Eukaryota; Metazoa; Chordata; Actinopteri; Syngnathiformes; Syngnathidae. The transcript is spliced from 11 exons. Gene Ontology annotation, biological process: arachidonate metabolic process.